AAAGAUAGGAAGAUAGAGCUGGAAGGAUAGAGGCCCAAAGCAUCAACACGAUCAGGCCAACCCCCUCGUUCACUCAGCAAGCUCAACACGAAAAUAUUAUAAUGACAGAUUGCAUCAGAUUGAUUAAUCACAAGAUGUGGCCAUUACUCUUUGUCGAUUGUGAGAUAAUGGUGCACUAUAAACGUCUUAGCAUCGUCGGUCAUCUACGAUGCUAUUAACAUCGCCAUGAAUCAGCACCAUUAUAUCACUCGCACACCGAGACGAGCAACAAAUGCGUUUCUUCUUUGACCGUUGCAAAAUGAGCACCAUCCGAUGGUCUACUAGCUGAUUUGACCGUCGUGACUGUCACGAUUAUGCAUCCGUUGUUGCACCGAUCAGAAGUUUUGCCAAGAUCGAGCUUCGAGACGAACUAGACUCUCUAGAACCUGCAGAUGUGUGGUGUGAGUAUCCUAGGGUUUUAGACCAUCUCCUAGACCCGAACUCUAGUUACUAUAGCGGGACGUUGCGGCCUCGCGUAACUCACCGUGCUCUAGUAGGACAGGCUAGGGAUGCGACACGAGAGAACACAGGCUCACAGGGAUCUCGAGGAGCCAACAGCUACAACACUAAAUAUGCAUCCGUUGUUGCACCGAACCGUUGAAGAAGAUGAUGCCUCCUCGUGGUCGCUUUUUAGAAGUUGUCGUGAUAGUACUUAA
Molecule: messenger RNA, 695 nt
Organism: Amoebophrya sp. A25
Lineage: Eukaryota; Dinophyceae; Syndiniales; Amoebophryaceae
Source: the annotation of a GenBank genome assembly